This is a messenger RNA of Melitaea cinxia (Glanville fritillary), 1205 nucleotides long. RefSeq lists its product as uncharacterized. Lineage: Eukaryota; Metazoa; Arthropoda; Insecta; Lepidoptera; Nymphalidae. Gene Ontology annotation, biological process: mitochondrial translational initiation; ribosome disassembly. Gene Ontology annotation, cellular component: mitochondrion. Gene Ontology annotation, molecular function: translation initiation factor activity; ribosome binding. Bases 201 to 854 code for a protein of 217 amino acids. The record is from RefSeq and is a predicted model, not a curated record. The transcript has 3 exons.
CUUUGCCUUUUCCUAUUGGGCAUAAAUUUUAAAACAACAACAAUAUAAUAUUAACAUUUUGAUUCCAUCAAACCAUACAAUCAAUUGAAUCAAUCAACAUUUUGUAAGUGAUUAUCAAAUAAUUGCUUAUUAUUCCUAGAAAGGCAUUGACUAACUCUAGGAGCUUAUUAAUUAUUGUCUUUGUUGUUUAUUUGACAAAAAUGAAUAAGUUGAUUUCGUUGCUUCUAACGAAGAGAUUAUUCGACAUUCGGUCGGUCACAACAAGAAUAGCUAUAGAUGGUAAAGAUGUUCCUAAAAAGAAACAAUAUGAAAAUAGAAUUACCUUGAUCGGAGCUGAUAAUUCAGUUAGCAUAACUGAUCUUAAAAACGCUCAGAACUUAUCAACUCGACGUGAAUUAAAGUUGGUUAAGAUCCAGGAUGCUGAUUCGAAAACGAGGCGACCGGUUUAUAGAUUAUUGACUAAUGCACAAUAUCAUGAAGAAGAACUAGCCAGAAGGAAAGAGAAGCAGGCAGACGAUAACAACACUAUUAAAGGCCAGAAACUUAUCACUUUGUCUUCAAGAAUUGCAGAUAACGAUGUAAUGAUAGGUGUAAAAAAAAUGGGUAAAUUACUAGAAAAGCAAUAUCAAGUAAAAGUUGUCAUAUCAGGCGAUGAAAGCGAGCAGUCUAAAAUGGAAAGAAUAUACACAAUAAUAGAAAAAAAUUUAGCAUCAUCAGGCAAAAUAGUGCAAAAGCGGAAUCAGGGAAAUAAUUUGAGAUUUCAGCUUGUACCAAUAAAAGAUAACGAUAAAACUAAAAAUGAUACUGAUUCUGGAUCAAAUAAUAAUAAUAAUGACAACAAAGGGCCACUAUGACUAGCUGUUUUUUUAAUCAGUGUACUAAUAACUAAGUACACAAUUUUUAAAAAGUACUACUUUUUAAGGUCUAAUGUAAAUAGUGAUUCCAAAGGAACAGAGUCAUCAAAUAAAACUAAAAUAUGUUAAGAAAUUUUAUUUUAUAUACCUAUGUAAGCAUUUAUUUAUAUUGCUUUAAUUGUUGUAAAUUUUGUAUAGUUACGCAAAAAAUUAAUUAAAGAACAAAAAUGGUAGAUACCAUAUAACUUCCGUUAUUUAUAUAUUUUUUGUAAUGCAACAAGCUUCAAAAGCAUUUGGAGUACUUACAAAUAGUUAUGAUUUGUAAUAAGUAUUAAAUUAUGAUUUGCAAAA